Molecule: messenger RNA, 2919 nt
Organism: Volvox carteri f. nagariensis
Lineage: Eukaryota; Viridiplantae; Chlorophyta; Chlorophyceae; Chlamydomonadales; Volvocaceae
Exons: 14
Coding region: 1-2919 (972 amino acids)
Biological process (GO): intracellular signal transduction; peptidyl-serine phosphorylation; protein autophosphorylation
Cellular component (GO): nucleus; cytoplasm
Molecular function (GO): ATP binding; calmodulin binding; calcium ion binding
Source: RefSeq, a predicted model, not a curated record
AUGGGGUGCAGCUCUAGCAAGGAUGGCUACGAGUCCCAAGACCAAGGAGCUGGAGCUAACCCCGAUGACCCGAAGAAGUCAGCUUUGUUACGGGAGGAGGCUCUUAAAAUCGCGGAAGAGAUGAUGGGACUUACAAAGGGAAAGCGGUUCCACGAGUACUAUACGCGUCUGACGCUUACAAGCUAUGGCGCAAGCUGUAAGGUCCUGACAGCCUACCACCGCACCACAAACAAGAAGGUGGCAGUGAAAACCAUUCCAAAGAGUCGUAAGCAACUGGACCGACAACGCCAAAAGGUAAUGCUGGAAGUUGGCACUUUUCGGAUGGUGGAGGACCACCCCAACGCUGUCCGGAUGCUGGAAAUAUUUGAGGGUGCCGAGUGCUACUACAUUGUCAUGGAAUGCUGCGGAGAGCUUUUUGACCACAUUAGCAAGAAACAGGGUUGCUUUACGGAGCGCCAGGCUGCCGGUCUGUUGCGGAGCCUGAUGCUCUUCCUGGCGCACAUGCAUAGCAAGGGGAUAGCACACCUGGACAUCAAACCAGAGAACCUCAUGUUCGACAGCGAGGGGGCCAGUGGGGUUCUGAAGGUGCUGGACUUUGGCUCGUCAGUGUUCGUGCAGCCAAACGAGAUGGUUCGCAACGCCUUUGGGACCGUGCGCUACGCCUCCCCGGAGAUGGCCAAUGAUGUGUGCGGCCAAAAAGCCGACAUCUGGUCGGCAGGGGUGGUCAUGUACAUCCUGCUGUGUGGCAAGGCGCCAUUUCUCAAGAACAAUGACAUUGACACCCUGGACUACAUCAAGAACGGCCCCCGGGUCAAGUUCAACGGGGAGCGCUGGUCGUCCAUAUCGCAGUGUGCGAAGGACUGCAUUCGGACCCUCCUGGAGCCCAACCCGCGGGCAAGACCCACCGCCGUGGAGGUGCUGGGUAUGCCAUGGCUCAAACAGCAGGUGCCGGAAACAGUCAUCGUGCCCGAUACGCUCAAGCACCUGCGCACCUUUGCCAACCAGUCGCGCAUUCGGCGCCUGCUGCUGGGCCUUAUGGCGGACCAGCUGGUCGGCAGCGGAGCUAAUCAGCUGCUGGGGCAGUUCUACUCCUUGGAUAAGGACUUUAGCGGCACGUUGGAGGUUUCGGAGCUGAUCAAAGCGGCGAAAGAGGCCAUUCCUGAGUUAUCGGAGGUGGAAAUCAACCGCAUGUUUGAGGCGCUGGAUGUGGACCAAACCGGCACCGUGGACGUCAAGGAAUUUUUCGCGGGCCUUAUACAGACCAUUGACGAAGAAAAGCAGACGCUGGUGGCGCAAAAGAGUUUCACCAUGUUGGACAAGCGCGGCUCGGGUUACGUGACCAAGGAGGUGUUUAUGGAGGUGCUUCUGGAGCGAGUUCAGGCGGGCGCUCUGAAGAUGUUGGGCGCCAGGGCAGCAGGUGGUGGGGACAGCCCUCUGCGGCAUGAGGCGGAGCUCAAGCUGCAUGGCCGGCAGUCGGGGUCUGAAGGCGCCGACUCGAAGGUCAUUUUGGACCCUGGUCUGGUCCAGGAGCUGGAGGCCGAAUUCGCCUACUUGGACGCCAACGGGGACGGCGUCCUCAGCUUUGAAGAGUUCAAGGCCAUUCUGGGCAUCCAGUCCACACCCGAGGGACUGACCUUGGCACAGCCGCAGCUCGCAGCCGUACCUUCGCUUCAAGAAGGCAUGGAAACGCUCGCCCAGACGCUUCGUACACGUACCCGCAGCGUGUCGAAGGACGAGCAGUACCAGCAGCCGCCCAUGCAGCGUCUGGCUCUUGCCCGGGUUUCUCACAACGGCGGAGGCGGCAGCGGGACAAAUGGUGGCGCUGGCGCCGGCGGUAACUGUGGGCCCGGCGCCGGGCCCGGCGUCAGCGGCGGCUGUAGCGGCGCAAGCAUGACGGCCGCGCUGCAGCGGCAUGGCGGUGGCGGAGGCGGCGGCCGAGCCAGCAGCGGUGGCAAUACCACACAGCCGCUGAGCGUGGAUCGCGCGCAGUUGGAUCUGGAACUACCGAUUGAUUUGGAAACGAGGGACUUGUUGCAGCUGCUAGCGCCGGCGAAACGAACAGCGAGCCAAGUACCACUCGUGCUCCAUCAGCAGGCUGCUGGCGGCAAGGCGAACUCCGGCUCUUUCGGUGACGGCAGAGGCGGCGGCGCAACCGCGGCCGUUGACCGUGCCGCCAGCGUCAGCCGCCAGCCCAACAAAUCCAUGUCCGCUGGCGGUACCGGGGCCGUUCUCGUGGGCGACCCGCGGGUCGGCAGCUUUAAACGUGACGCGAUGGCGUUAAGUGUCACCUUAACGCCGCGUUCCUCUCGCGCUCCUUCAUCGAGUACGUCCGUUCCAGGCCUCUCCCUCCUUGACAAGACGCCGUCAAUACGCGCGCCGUCGCUGCCGCCUCUGGCGGCCCGCCCAGGCUUGGAGUUCGACGGUUACUGUGGCAGGGUGAGCACCAGCGGCGGUCCAGCUUCGGGCCGCAUGGGACGGGACAGUCCCUUGCUGCGUUGCAGCUCUUCUGCCGAGGCGUUGCAAACGGCCGCGACGGCAGCUGCAGCAGCAGCGCAAGAACUGUACGGCUGCAAGCCAGUCGAUUACCAAGCGCAGGUACGGUGGCGGGACCCACCAAGCGGCUCGGUGCAACAGGGAAUGGUCGGCAGCUCGGAGGUGCGGACUUUAUCGCCGAUAGGUGUGGCUGAGGCUGCAGCAAGGGACGAGCCGUCGCCGUUGCCGUCGCCGCGGUCUUGUGUCCUUUCGCGCGCCUCGGCAGUCCCGACUCCCCUUGGCGAUGGCGGAGUUGCCGCCAUCUCAGCGUCUCCCGCUGCGGCCGUCCUGGAUGACGCGCCUUUGCUCGGUGGCUUCGUGCGAAGCUCUGACGCUGGAGGAGCGUCAGCGGAGUCAGCGGUGACUCCACAAGCCAGGAAUAAAUAG